AUGCCAAUCUCAGAAAAAUCUUCUUCUGGUAAUAACAAUAAUAAGAGAUUAGUUGUUAAGAAGCUUUUUGCUAGACAGCAACACGAAGGAUAUGGUGCUGUUGUAAGAAGAAGUAUCGGAAGAUUUGAGUUAAGAUACUUUGACCCAUUUCUUGUUUUGGAUGAAUUCUCAGUUUCAGCUCCUGCAGGAUUCCCAGAUCAUCCACACAGAGGAUUUGAGACAGUCACUUAUAUGUUAGAGGGAGAGAUUUUGCAUGAAGAUUGUGAAGGACACAAAGGAGUAAUAAGAGAAGGAGGAUUACAAUGGAUGACUGCAGGAAAAGGCAUUGUUCAUUCUGAAAUGCCUUCUUCUAAUGCUAAUGGUAUUACUCACAACAAGGGUUUGCAGCUUUGGAUUAAUCUCUCCUCUAAACACAAAUUGUAA
Messenger RNA from Arabis nemorensis, 423 nucleotides. The record is from the annotation of a GenBank genome assembly. Lineage: Eukaryota; Viridiplantae; Streptophyta; Magnoliopsida; Brassicales; Brassicaceae.